Molecule: messenger RNA, 2744 nt
Organism: Camarhynchus parvulus
Lineage: Eukaryota; Metazoa; Chordata; Aves; Passeriformes; Thraupidae
Gene: CDC42EP3
Product: CDC42 effector protein 3
Exons: 3
Coding region: 561-1322 (253 amino acids)
Source: RefSeq, a predicted model, not a curated record
GCGCCGACGCCCGCGCACUGACAGACGCUCGCAGGUGCCGCGCUCGGCCCGAGUCGCGGAGGGGCGGCCCCGCUGCCCUCCCGGCUCCGCACCGGCUAGAGGGAGAUAGCUUGGGAGGGAGGAGCGGCGCGGGAGCAGCGGCAGCGCCCUUUAACCUGUUUACAUCUGAUAUAUUUUGUGGGGGAGAGCUCUUCAACAUUAUCAAAGUGCAGUAGAUACCUGGUGGGAAUCAAAAAACCAAAGCACUGACCUGGCUAGACUCCCAGCUUCCCUUGUGAUGCACAGUUUUCUCAAGUUGAGGAAGUAGCAGGGCAUUUGGUUGGUACCUGACCCCAAAACCUGUGCUCUACCUUGCUAAGAGCUGAUGUGGGAGACGUUUACCUUCACAUACUCCACAGUUCUCUGCAUCAGAAGAAUAAGAGUUUGUGCGCAAGAGUGGUUCAAGAUGACGAUGUAACAUUGCUAACACUGAAGGUCUCCUGAGAAGAACUGGCUUUGUAAGAGGCUUCUCCUUCCCUUUUGUUUUUUUUAAACUACUUCUCUCAGAAACUACAAGCAAGAUGCCAGCCAAGACACCCAUCUACUUGAAAGCUGCUAACAAUAAGAAAGGGAAGAAAUUCAAAUUAAGGGAUAUCUUAUCUCCUGAUAUGAUCAGUCCUCCACUUGGAGAUUUUCGUCACACCAUACACAUUGGAAAAGAGGGACAGCAUGAUGUUUUCGGAGACAUCUCAUUUUUGCAGGGCAACUAUGAGCUGUUGCCUGGAAAUGAAGGUGAAACCAGAGUUAGCCAGUCUGGUAUCCACAAUGAAUUCUUAAGGGCAAACAGCACUUCUGAAUCCAUGUUUACAGAAACUCCAUCGCCAGUGCUCAAAAAUGCUAUUUCCCUUCCUGCCAUUGGGGGUUCUCAAGCCCUUACACUGCCUUUAUUGUCACCAGUGACAUUUAAUUCAAAGCAAGAAUCCAUCAGGUCAUCCAGAAAUCCUAGGCUUAGCUGUGAGCCAGUAAUAGAAGAAAAACUGCAGGAGAGAGGUAAAGAGAUGGAGGAUGAAGAAACAUACAAAGAUGACAUAUGGGGACAAAAUGGUUCUUCUUCACAUUUUACUAACGGUAGCGACAGUCACUCAUCCAGCUUUUCUGAACGAUGCACGGAUUGGCAAACAGUGGAUUUACUGGAUGACAGUCGGCUUUCAUGUGAACUAACCAAGACUAAGUCCGAAGAAUCCCUUUCAGAUCUUGCAGGCUCUCUUCUCUCAUUACAACUUGACUUGGGGCCCUCACUUUUGGAUGAGGUGCUCAAUGUAAUGGACAAGAAUAAAUCUUAGAACUGGUACUCCCUUGCUUCUUUAUAAGUGAUUCACUUGAAAACAAAUAAAAUACCACAGUUCAAAAGCAGAUGCUUAAAAAUCAGCUGUAUUUGCGGUUGUAUGAUGAAUUUUCUAAAAAUAUUCUUAAAAUACUAUUUUUUUACCUGUUGUUUUUCACGAUUUUUAUUACACUAAAUUCUCAUAUCAGGAAGGUAAAUUUUAAUAAUCAGUUUGAGCAAAUACAAAAUGUUUUUAAGUACCAGUAUUAAUGAUCAGAAACUUAAGAAACAGUGUUUGAGGAUGAUACUGAUUGUGACAUUUGCUUAGUUCACUUCUACAGGCUUCUGAAUAUGUGAGAAUCUCUUAAUGUCAGAAAGGAGAAUGAUACUAAUUAUUCACUUUUAUAAGUUAUUAUAAUAUCACUUUACAUGUAGGCCUCUUUCUAGAACCUUGUGUUUGAGGGUUUUAUAGUGUUUUUCUUCAUUUUCCAUAGUAUCAUUUCUGUUAUAAAUUCACCAUAACUACUUUCUUGGUCUUAUACUACAGCUCUGAAUUCAGUUGUGAACAGUUUGAAGGCUUUUUUGGCUUGAAUAACCUGGUCCAGAGUCUCAGCUGCUUUAAAUGAGUAUGCACAAAUUUACACAGGUUGAGGCUUGGGCCUGACAUUGUAUAUGAAAUGUUAUGUUGUAAACAGGUGACACAUGCAAGAUAUUAUAGUUAAAUUAUUUUAAAAGUUGAAAUAUAUUUUCUGUGUGCAUAUUGGCUUUAUACUGCAGAGCCUACACAUACAGUAUCUCAUCAAAAUACUUGCUUGGCAUUAUUGGUGCUCUUCUGAAAAUUGUAUAUUUGUGUGUUUGAAGAGAAAUAUGUAUUAAUAGUCCUUGCUUUUUUCUUCAUUUACUUCCACAACAUGCUUAAACUUGCAAGUGGUUAUUUUACUUUUUGAAGAAGGCACUGGUUAUUCACAAUGCUAGUGAUGUGUGCAGCAGCAGCCAAUGUUUGCAAAAUGUGGAUCCUUCAAUACAGUACCUACAUGGAUUGCAUAAAUACCUUGUGCAAUACAAUAAAAACCCCUUUAAAUUCCUAUGUCUCUGUGAUUCACUACACAGCCUCACCAAAACACAAAGUUUUGUUUUCUGCUGUAAGGAAACAGACUAGUUGCAGAAAUAUGAGACCAACGGGCAAAUCAAUUCUAACUUAAUUCAGCUGAUUUCUCCAGUUUAGUCCCUGAGGUUUUAAGGGCAAACUCCAAGCAGAUAGGACCCUCUGGAAUAUAUAUACUGAUUUAAAGUAGUGGGAGAUAAGAGAGUAAUACUUUGGGCCCAGUGAAGGUAGUGGCAGAGUUCCAGUAGCUUUCACUGAAAUCUUUAGUUAAAAUCCCAACACAGUUUGUAGACUGUUCUUCAUUAGAUAACUUUAUUUAUCUGUAUCUUCCUAUAA